Molecule: messenger RNA, 310 nt
Organism: Salmo salar (Atlantic salmon)
Lineage: Eukaryota; Metazoa; Chordata; Actinopteri; Salmoniformes; Salmonidae
Source: RefSeq, a predicted model, not a curated record
AGAGCGUUAAAACAUGGACCUCGCAGAAGAGCUGGGGCAGUUGGACCUGCUGACCACCGAUGGACCAUUCACCAUGAAGGAGAUAACACAGAUCAUCUCUGACCUAAAGAAGGACAACUUCAACCUCAGACUCCGCAUCUUCUUCUACGAGGAGCGGCUGCAGCAGAGGUGUGAUGACUCUGCUGAGGAAAUGUACAAAACAAACAUUGACCUGAAGGUAGAGGUUGAAACACUGAAAGAGGAAUUUGAAGGAGCUGCAGAGGGUCUCUGCCCUUGCACUGUAAGUUUAGCCGAGAACCUUUCAUUUUGA